AUGUGUCUAAUACAUGUUCCUAAUACAUGCUGCCAGCAAAAAGCCUGUAAAAAUGCAGAAGAACCUAGUUUUCAGUCUCUCUCUGCAGCUCCUGAAUCUAAAGUCUCAUACAACAUUUUUGUCAGCUCUCUCCUCUCUUUUGAUGAUGUGAGAAAAUCUCUCUCUCAACUGAAAGACAAACUGGAGGAUUUCUGUAGAGAUGAGAUAAAAAAGAUAUCUGACAGAGUUACAUCUAUCAAAAUUAAUUCUGGUGAACCCAAAACCAGGCUGGAGUUUUUGCAAUAUUCCCAUCAGUCCAUGCUGGAUUCAUACACAAUGAAUAAAUACCUCUGGCUCUCUGAUGGGGACAGAGCGGCUACUAACACUACAAAAAUCCAUCAGUAUCUUGAUCAUCCAGACAGAUUUGAUUAUUGGCAGCAGGUGUUGUGUAAAGAGAGUGUGACUGGUCGCUGUUACUGGGAGGUUGAGUGGAGUGGGAAUGAUGGUGUGCAUAUAUCAGUCUCGUAUAAGAGCAUCAGCGGGAAGGGAAAGGGUUAUGAGAGUGUGUUUGGAUGCAAUAAUCAGUCUUGGAGUUUACUCUGCUCAACCUUCAGAUACUCAUUUGAGCACAAUAAUAUCUGGACUGAUCUCUCUGUGUCCUCCAGUUGCUUUAGAAUAGGAGUGUAUGUGGAUCACAGUGCAGGAUCUCUGUCCUUCUACAGCGUCUCUGACACAAUGACCCUCAUCCACAGAGUCCAAACCACAUUCACUCAACCUCUCUAUCCUGGGUUUUAUGUUAAUAAAGGAUCCACAGUGAAAAUGUCUUUGAGAUUGUCUUACUUAGUAAAUAUUAAAGAUAUCAAUGUAUCAUUUUCACAGAAUGUUCUUUAUGGAUGAUAAGACAACCAAAAAUGGGAUUUUUACAGACAGGGUCACAUUUAUCAGAAUAGAGAACUAAUAGCCAAAAUUGUAGCUCUCCAGUGGGUUUAGGAGGGAAAACAAACAAAUGUUAUCAUCUGCUCUGACUGACUUUGAGCAUUAUUAGGUAUCUUACAUGGGGAUAAUCCUGAUGGUUUUACCAUGUAAUAUAUACAUGCACUGUAAAAAUUUGGAUCAACAUAAAAAUACUUCAAUUGGUAACAAUAAUAAAAUUAUUAUUUCAACUUCAAUUUUUAAUUUGAAGUGUUUUUUACUUUAUAAUAUAAGGUAAAACUACUUUUUUGGUGUUACCAAUUGAAGUCAUUUUUAAGUUGAUCUAACUUUUACUUUUUUUACAGUGUGGUAAACUGGCUAUAAGAAAAACUUGAUGGAUUUGGAAAGCAAGCAGUUGAUCGAUCACGUGUUAUACAAAUACAAAUAAGGAUGAGUAGGGAUGAAAUAAAAGGAAUAAUAAAAAUCUCAGUAAGUUAGAAAUGAUCUCCAAAACCAAGUUUAACAAAAAUUGUAACAAUAGGAAAGAAGAAUCCAUGUUCACUUAGGAAUUGACACUCUGGUUUAAAUAAUUUUGAAAAUGAAACAAGUUUGUGUACAUUCGGGGAUCAAGUAUGGGCAACUGAACAUUUAAUGUUGGUAUAUAAAGAAGAACAAGAACAUUUUCUACAGAAAUGACCUGCCUUACUUUAAAAAAUCUAAUUUGUUCACCAGGACAUAGAAGAAUAAACAAUGUAUCAU
Molecule: messenger RNA, 1650 nt
Organism: Misgurnus anguillicaudatus (oriental weatherfish)
Lineage: Eukaryota; Metazoa; Chordata; Actinopteri; Cypriniformes; Cobitidae
Source: RefSeq, a predicted model, not a curated record